Nicotiana tabacum (common tobacco) is the source of this 729-nucleotide messenger RNA. The record is from RefSeq and is a predicted model, not a curated record. NCBI's taxonomy places the organism in Eukaryota, Viridiplantae, Streptophyta, Magnoliopsida, Solanales, Solanaceae.
AUGUCGGAACUCCUGAAAUACAACGGGACCUCAGAUCCCAACGAACAUGUCACUGCCUAUACGUGCUCGGUGAAGAGCAACGACAUGAAAGACGAUGAGAUCGAGUCCGUCUUAUCGAAAAAGCCUGGAGAAAUGCUCUCAAAGGGGGCCAUGAUGUGGUAUCACAACAUGGCUCCAAACUCCAUAAAUUCAUUCUCCAUGCUAGUAGACUCCUUUGUAAAGGCACAUAUCGGUGCCAUCAAAGUAGCAAUGAGGAAGGCCCACGUAUUCAAGAUCAAGAAGAGGGAGAAUGAAAUUUUGCGAGAAUUCAUAUCUUGCUUCCGAACGGAACUGAUGGAACUACCCCAGGUCUCCGAUGACUGGGCAGUGCAGGCCUUCACUCAAGGCCUGAACGAGCGAAGCUCAGCGGCCUCAAGGCAACUGAAAGAGAAUCUAGUCGAACUCCUAGCGAAGGAGUCGAAAUCGAACAAAGAUAGGUAUCAGUCGUACCCCAAAUAUAGGAGGAACAUACCGAGAUGCAAUCCACCUCGCAACGAGCGAAUGGUGAACCAAAAACAGAACCCUAGUGGAUUCAUUAGUCUAGGAGGAUUUGACGAGGACACGAGGUCAGCGAGGGCACCUCACCUAUCAGUAUACAAGUCCAACAUCGAUGAACCGGACAUCAUGCUCAUCUUCAGCAAAACCAGGGACACCGGAUGGCCCAGGCCUAUUCUGUCGAAUCCUUCGUAG